AUGCCAGUCUGUCUCCUACUGUGGAAAAGCACUUUCAACCGCUUCGACGGCCCGACCAAUCUCGACUCCGUUGGUAUCAACGGUCCGGCGAGUUACUCGAGCGUGCCCGCCAACAUCCACGGCGAGAAGGUCUUCCUCGUCAAGCUGCAAAUUGGUCUAUCUCUCGAUGCAAUGGACGUCAUGAUCUACGACCGACAGCGAUCGUUCGGCGAAGUGUACUUUGCCAAAAACGAGGACGCGCAACUCUUUGCAGACAUGAAAGCGGAGAUGCGGGGCCCUCGUGGCGGCUUUAAAGGCGUGAAAAUGUAUCGGUAUGCCAAGCGGGUCAGCGAUUGGAAAUUGAACCUCUGUCUGGACAGAGCCACUUACCGAGAUCAAGUGGUAGGUGCGAGGUAA
Molecule: messenger RNA, 396 nt
Organism: Postia placenta MAD-698-R-SB12
Lineage: Eukaryota; Fungi; Basidiomycota; Agaricomycetes; Polyporales; Adustoporiaceae
Exons: 2
Coding region: 1-396 (131 amino acids)
Source: RefSeq, a predicted model, not a curated record